AUGGCUGUGCGCGGCGCCAACACCUUGACGCCCUUCUCCAUCCAGGCGAUCCUCAACAAGAAAGAGGAGCGCGGCGGGCUGCCCGCGACGGAGGGGCGCCCCGUACCCGGCGGCACAGCGGUGGCAGUGGCUUCGGCGCCCGCUGUCUGUUGCUGGCGGCUCUUUGGGGAGACAGACGCGGGCGCGCUGGGGGGCGCCGAGGACUCUCUGCUGGUGUCGCCUGCUGGGACCAGAACGGCUGCGGGGCGGGCCGCGGAGAGCCCGGGCGGCUGGGACUCGGACUCGGCUCUGAGCGAGGAGAACGAGGGCGGGCGGCGCUGCGCGGACCCGCCGGGGGCCAGCGGGGCCUGCCGUGCGGGGGCGACCCUGGGCCUCGGCCAGGCGGUCUGUGAGCUGCCCGCCGCCAAGGACCUGGAGGAGGAAGCCGCGGGCCGGAGCGACAGUGAGAUGUCGGCCAGCGUCUCAGGCGACCGCAGCCCGAGGGCCGAGGACGACGGCGUUGGCACGGGAGGCGCACGUGUGCCGACGUUGUGCAGCGGCGGCGGCGGCCCGGCGGGCGGCGCGGAGGAGGAGGAGGAGCCCGCGGCGCCCAAGCCCCGGAAGAAGCGCUCGCGCGCCGCCUUCUCCCACGCGCAGGUCUUCGAGCUGGAGCGCCGCUUCAACCACCAGCGCUACCUGUCCGGGCCCGAGCGCGCAGACCUGGCCGCGUCGCUGAAGCUCACCGAGACGCAGGUGAAGAUCUGGUUCCAGAACCGCCGCUACAAGACCAAGCGCCGACAGAUGGCCGCCGACCUGCUGGCCUCGGCGCCCGCCGCCAAGAAGGUGGCGGUGAAGGUGCUGGUGCGCGACGACCAGAGACAGUACCUGCCCGGAGAGGUGCUGCGGCCUCCCUCGCUGCUGCCGCUGCAGCCCUCUUACUAUUACCCUUAUUACUGCCUGCCGGGCUGGGCACUCUCCACGUGCGCGGCCGCCGCGGGCACCCAGUGA
This is a messenger RNA of Hippopotamus amphibius kiboko, 987 nucleotides long. It is a transcript of the gene NKX3-2, whose product is annotated as NK3 homeobox 2. NCBI's taxonomy places the organism in Eukaryota, Metazoa, Chordata, Mammalia, Artiodactyla, Hippopotamidae. The coding region runs from base 1 to 987 and encodes 328 amino acids. Gene Ontology annotation, biological process: cell differentiation; regulation of transcription by RNA polymerase II. Gene Ontology annotation, cellular component: nucleus. The transcript has 2 exons. Gene Ontology annotation, molecular function: DNA-binding transcription factor activity, RNA polymerase II-specific; RNA polymerase II cis-regulatory region sequence-specific DNA binding. The record is from RefSeq and is a predicted model, not a curated record.